Nanorana parkeri is the source of this 1095-nucleotide messenger RNA. Its product is annotated as cell surface glycoprotein gp42-like. The record is from RefSeq and is a predicted model, not a curated record. NCBI's taxonomy places the organism in Eukaryota, Metazoa, Chordata, Amphibia, Anura, Dicroglossidae. Gene Ontology annotation, molecular function: transmembrane signaling receptor activity. Gene Ontology annotation, biological process: cell surface receptor signaling pathway.
AUGAGUUAUGACACUUUCAAUGAUGAAGAUGUUAUCAAUGUACAAAAGCUAUUUGCAGUUCCAGAGAUAACAGUGACCCCAAAGUCAGUGGUAGAAGGAGAUCACAUGACCCUGACAUGUGACACGAGGCUCAGUCCUCUCAGACCGAGGACAGAACUGAAAUUUGCUUUCUACAGAGAUGGACGGAAUGUCGGAGAAUUCUCUUCAUCGAACCGAUAUGGAGUUCAGUCCGCUCAGGUGAAGGACUCUGGGAAAUAUUCAUGUGAAGUGACAACCAACAGUGUACAGAAGAGGAGUCAGGAGAUAAAGAUCCAGAUAAAUGCCAUGUGGCCAUAUAAGAGACCAAAAAUCAUCAGAAACCAAUAUCCGGAGGUAGAAGGGGAUCACAUGACCCUGACAUGUGACACGAGUCUCAGUCCGCUCAGACCGGGGACACAACUCCAAUUUGCUUUCUACAGAGAUGGACGGAAUGUUCAGGAAUUCGGUUCCUCCAAUCAAUAUGGAGUCCAGUCCGCUCAGCUGGAGGAUUCUGGGAAUUAUUCCUGUGACGUGAGAACAUCGGAUGGCAAAGCGAGGAAAAGUAGUCACUUCCUCCCGAUUGUGAUAAAAGGUGAAUAUGAUUUAUUCGAAAGACCAAAAAUCAUCAGAAACCAAUAUCCGGAGGUAGAAGGGGAUCACAUGACCCUGACAUGUGACACGAGUCUCAGUCCGCUCAGACCGGGGACACAACUCCAAUUUGCUUUCUACAGAGAUGGACGGAAUGUUCAGGAAUUCGGUUCCUCCAAUCAAUAUGGAGUCCAGUCCGCUCAGCUGGAGGAUUCUGGGAAUUAUUCCUGUGACGUGAGAACAUCGGAUGGCAAAGCGAGGAAAAGUAGUCACUUCCUCCCGAUUGUGAUAAAAGAUUACAGAACAAUGAAUGUGGUGCGUCUGGUGCUUUCCUUCUUAGUUCUAUGCCUGACAUGUGGAUUCCUCAUCCAUCACGUGAAGACUAAUAAAGAUCACGACCAAUUGGAGGUGGAGCCUGAAGACCUUUCUUUGCAUGAGAUGAAGUUAUCUGUGAUCCCUCCACCAUUCUAUUUUACUUUCACAACUUGA